Messenger RNA from Rubroshorea leprosula, 716 nucleotides. NCBI's taxonomy places the organism in Eukaryota, Viridiplantae, Streptophyta, Magnoliopsida, Malvales, Dipterocarpaceae. The record is from the annotation of a GenBank genome assembly.
GCAGCAGCACAUAUAUUUGGUUUGCUUCUUCAGUUUGUAAGCAGAAAAAAUGGAUGCAUUUUUGGGGUACUUUGCGGCUUUGUUUCUGAGUACUUUUUAUGAUUGACGCAGAUGUUCGCUACUACAAUGAAUUUGUUGUUAGGAAAACUUCAUCCCCUUUUUCUCUCCUUAAGUUGUUCUCCUCCUUCUUCUUCUUCUUCUCUUGAAUUAUCAGCUAAGGGUGCGGUGUUUUUGUCUUUCCAUAGCCCAAAUUGACAAAUUUUCCUCACAACAGAGUCAUAGUAGUGAACAUCUGCUUCAGUCACAAGAAGCAUUGGUUUCCACUUAUGUCAAGGUGCCAUUCUCAAUCUCUCACUGAAUGGAUAAUCAAAAGUGAAGGUUUUUUGAAAACAAAGGAUGCAGCUGUGCUAUCCAACCAAAGCUUGUGUUGGGCUCGCUUGAAUGAAGGAGGGCUUGCAUUAGAAAUAGCUCAGCUUUGCAGCUUAAUGUGGCCUGAGUGGCCGAAGGCAUACUGUAGGCAGGGUGCAGCUCUGAUGUUGCUGAAAGAUUAUGGGAAAGCUGUUGAUGCUUUUUAUAAGGCUUGGAAGAUGUCUCUUGAUAACAAGGACAUUUUGAACAUGCUUUUAGAAUGUCCACCCGAUCUCAAUGCGCACUUUGUGAAGAGCAUGAUGAAAUGGGAUGGGAUGUAAGAUUCAGAAUAUAAUUUUGGGCUAAAU